CCUGUGCUGUUCACUCGGGGAGUAAAUCAUGGCUGACAGUGAAGCAGGAGCAGCAGCAGCAGCAGCAGGGAUGGCUCACAGUUUCACUCAGGAGUAUUUUCAGAUCCCUGUGGUGACCCGAGCGUACACGACCGCCUGUGUCCUCACCACUGCUGCUGUGCAACUUGAGUUCAUCAGCCCAUUUCAGCUCUACUUUAACCCAGAGCUCAUCAUCAGGAGAUACCAGAUAUGGCGCCUGAUAACCAGCUUCCUGUUCUUCGGCUCUCUCGGAUUUAGUUUCGUGUUCAACAUCAUCUUUCUCUAUCGAUACUGUCGGAUGCUGGAGGAAGGCUGUUUUCGGGGCAGGACGGCGGACUUUGUUUUCAUGUUCCUGUUUGGAGGGAUCGUGAUCACUCUGUUCGGUCUGUUCGCCAACAUCUUCUUCCUGGGUCAGGCCUUUAUCAUCAUGCUGGUGUAUGUGUGGAGUAGAAGACAUCCGCUCAUACGUAUGAACUUCUUCGGCCUCCUGAACUUUCAGGCCCCGUUUCUUCCCUGGGUGCUCAUGGGAUUUUCAUUGCUGCUCGGGAACUCCAUCGUGGUCGACCUGCUUGGUAUCAGUGUCGGUCACAUGUACUAUUUCCUUGAAGAUGUGUUUCCAAACCAGCCGGGAGGAAGGAAGCUGCUGAUGACUCCAGAACUUCUACGGGCCAUGUUUGAUCGGCCAGAGGACCCAGACUACCGUCCCCUCCUGGAGGAGCAGCAGCAGGGUGGAGCCCUGCAGCCGAAUGGGGAGCAACACAACUGAGAGCCCAGAGAGCUGUGAAAAGUCAGACACAGACCGCCACAGGACUGUAAAGCUGUAUAGACUGAAUAUUUAGCUUUGUUCAGCGUAUUGUAACCACAGAGAUUUCAUUUGCCUUAACAAGAAAAAAGGACCAGAAAUGGAAGAACAAGCUGAAAACUUUUCACUAUGGAUGGACAUGGAGGGUCCACAGUUUGCUACACCAACAGCUUUACUCUGUACAUGUGCAGGUUUUAUACUUCACAGCAAACUGGUUGAGUGAGAUGAUGUGGAUGACGAGCUCAGUCAGAGGGACGCUGUAAUAAGGUCAACAGUAAGGAGACAUUGGUUAAAUGCCACAAUUGUUUGGGAUUUUUCUUACACUGAUGGCAAACAUACCACGUUGUCAUCAGUUAAUAUUUCACCUCAGUCUGCUCCACACAUGAUGCAGGAAAAGGAGAAAUGAGCACAAAUAUAAAACAAGAGCACCCAGAGUGCAACUCCCCCCGAAGGGCGAGGGAUAUACUGAAACAUUGUUUCAUGAAGUUUUUAUUCCAACAUGCUGAUGUCAGCCUGUUUUUCUUACAGUAUCAUGGCAUCAGCCUGUUGUAGCAUCGUUGUGACGUUGCAAGCGUCAUGUUGAAAAAAUAAAAAGCCUGUUGCACAGCU
Messenger RNA from Maylandia zebra (zebra mbuna), 1429 nucleotides. NCBI's taxonomy places the organism in Eukaryota, Metazoa, Chordata, Actinopteri, Cichliformes, Cichlidae. The record is from RefSeq and is a predicted model, not a curated record.